Macadamia integrifolia is the source of this 2057-nucleotide messenger RNA. RefSeq lists its product as uncharacterized. Gene Ontology annotation, molecular function: protein binding. Bases 31 to 1911 code for a protein of 626 amino acids. The record is from RefSeq and is a predicted model, not a curated record. NCBI's taxonomy places the organism in Eukaryota, Viridiplantae, Streptophyta, Magnoliopsida, Proteales, Proteaceae. The transcript is spliced from 6 exons.
GAGAGAGCUACCCACCAAAACAAAGAGGUGAUGGCUCAAACAAGUAAUGGAUCCAAUGCUUUGGGUUACAGAGACGCCUAUAGAGCAGCCACUGAAGGGAAUUUGGAAAUUCUCAUGAAGUUUUGCUCCCAACAUUCCAAGGCAGUACCAAUCGAUGCUUCAGGAGACACAGUCUGCCACUUACUUGCUCGAAAUUUCCAUGCUAAGGUCGUCAGUGAGCUUCUUCUUAAGUUUCCUUACCAUGACCUUAUGACGAUGAGAAACAGUGAAGAAGAGACAGCACUCCAUGAAGCUGCCAGGGUUGGUUGCAUAGAGAUUGCUGAUCUCAUAUUCCAGAAACAGGACGACCUCAUCACAGACCGUAAUAAGCUCGGCGAGACUCCCAUCUUUUUAGCUGCGGCUUUUGGACAGGAGAAAAUGUUACGCUUUUUCUUUAAUAAAAGGUCAUAUUCUGGAAAUUAUGAUGACCUUAGAAGGAAUACUGACGGCUCUACCAUUCUCCAUGCUGCCGUGAUUGGUGAAUUUUAUGGUCUGGCUUUGGUGAUAAUGGAGUUAUAUCCGGAACUUUCUUUCGCUACAAAUGAUAAAGGAAUUACAGCUCUUCAUCUAUUAGCGAAAUCGCCGUUGUCGUUCAGGAGUGGGACAAUUUACUCUUCGGUGAAUCUGGGCUCAUCAACCUUCAUUCUCCUGGAGAUUUUGGCUGUUGCUAUCUACUCAUGUGUUCCAAUGGAUGAUUCUGUGUGUAUCAAAGAGGAUCCUGAAGAUCCACGAUGGGACUGCAGCAAGGACAGAUAUACAGCUCUCCGAGAUGGCAAAAAGGGGAGGAUGAAACAAUUAUUCAAAUCAUUUCUUAGAUCCCUCCCAUUGCUUAAAAAUGUGGUAGAUGCAAAGCAAAAGCAUGGAGAUGCCUUAGAGGUGGUAAAGCGCUUUGUGGAAACAAAGUCCAAAGACCCCACACUGAACUACUACAAUACUCAUGAUGAUGGAGAUCCACUUUUGCAAGCUACAAAAUGUGGUAUAAUUGAAGUCGUCCAAGUAAUCCUCCAAGAGUUUCCAGAUGCCAUUGAAGUGCGGGACAAGAUCUCUGGCAAGAACAUCUUCCAUCUAGUUGCAGAGUUCCGUCAAGACAAAAUUUUUGACUUCUUGCAAUCUCAGAAAUUACCCAUAACAAAAAAAAUGCUGAUACAAGUUGACAAGAAGGGCAAUACACCUUUGCAUCUCGCGGCCAAGUAUGAAUUUUAUCAAAAGAGGCAUGUGCUUCCAAUGUUACAUCUAAUGCCAUGGGAGAUGUUCUGGUUUAAGCGUGUAGGACAUUUAUCUCCACGAGAGACAUACCAUCUUCAAAAUUCCGAAAGCCAAACACCCCAGGAGCUGUUCGAUAAUACUCACAAUGAAGUCUUACAACAUAGCGAGAGGUGGGUGAAGGAAAACACAACCGUCGUUAUGGUUAUAUCUACACUUAUUGUAGCCUCCAUGUUCACAGCAGCCUUAAGUAUCCCUGGGGGUUUCAGUUCUGAUAAGGGCAUUCCUGUUCUUAUUCAUCACAAAUACAUGAGAACAUACUUCUUCUCAGUGACAUCAGCCUUAUUCUUCUCACUUGGCACAUUGGGUUUUGCUCUAGAUAUUUACUGUAAACACUUUCAACACGAGGAUUUUUACUUUUCCUUACCCUUGAAAAAUUUUCUAUGUAGUUCGAGUCUCUUCUGCUGUGUGAUCUCUACAGUUGUAGCAUAUAUGAGUGCUCGCCAACUUGAGUCAUUGGCAACUUAUACACGUAUGGACUACAACCGUGGAGGAAUGAGUGCCAGCUUUUCAUUCUUAAUAGCUCUUCUUAUCUUCAUGGAUAUAAUGCUCCCAGUGUCUUGUUUCUUGAUAAAAAUGCUUUUUCAUUCUCUCUCUUCUCAGAAGUAGGAAUCUGCUGUAGUUUGAUGCCAUUGACAAUUGAGAGAGAAAGAUGUUGAAUUAUAGGAAGUGUGUUUUUGUUUUGAUUUAUUGGAUAUGUCAUGUCAUUUCUGAUGUGUAAUUACUUUUUUUAUUGUAAUUUUUCAAAAUAUCUC